This is a messenger RNA of Maylandia zebra (zebra mbuna), 4276 nucleotides long. The record is from RefSeq and is a predicted model, not a curated record. Lineage: Eukaryota; Metazoa; Chordata; Actinopteri; Cichliformes; Cichlidae.
AUGUGUAUUGAAUACGAGCGAGAGAAGUAUGCCCACAGCGUGCUUCAGUUCCAGUUCAAUGAAAUGAAAGAGGCGCUAAAGCAAAGUGAAGAGCUCCUAAACGAGAUCCGUCAGCUGCGUUUGAAACAGGAGGGUUUUGUUAGAGAAAUAACUGAUCUGCAGGAGACUGUGGAGUGGAAGGAUAAAAAAAUUGGGGCCUUAGAGCGACAGAAAGAAUACACAGAUGCAAUCCGAAUUGAGCGCGAUGAGCUCAGAGAAGAAGCUGUGAAGCUGAAAGAUAUUCUGAAGAAACAUGGAAUAGUGUUGGGACCUGAUCUGAGCAUCAAUGGGGAUGUUGACGUGGCAGAAGCUGAUGAGUCCUCCAGUGUAGACCCUGCUUCCCAACCAGCUCAGGAGUCUCAGACGACCCCAGCAGAGGGGAACAGCAUGCUCGGCAACACAGAGGAGACUGAGUUGAGAAGUAGCAGAGAAGAGGAAGAAGUGGGUCCAGAGCAGCAACAAGAAAUGCACGAGAAAGCCAAAGAGAAUCAUAUGAGCUCUGAUCUUCUCUGUAAUGCUGCUGAUGUUUCCACACUGAAAACAUCCAGUGAAGAACAGCCUCAAGAAGAACAAGAGACAUGCUUACCUGCAGAGAAAAACAACAUUGCAGAAAAUGGUCUCAGUGAGGACUUAAAUGCAGAAAUCAGUGACUCUCCUGGUACAGAACCCAGUAGCUUUGAGCUGAAAGAGAUUGUAACAAGUCCUGAUGUUCCAGAAACAGAAAUGUCUGAGGAGGUUAAUUUAAAAGAGACGAGUAGUCUAAAUGUAGUCGAGACAGAUGCCAAAAGUGUUAGUGUUGACACCAGUGAGGUGCAAGACAGCAAACAGGAAGCUGUUGAGAAAAGUAGUUUAACAAGUACUGAAUUAUGUCCUCAACAAAAAGUUGCAGAUGUUGCUCCAAAAGAAGAUUUAACCGAUGAAUCCGUUCCAACUGCUUCCAACAUUGAAGCUCAACCUGAGCCUGAAAAUGCAGAAGAGGCAGAGAACGAUGAGGCAGAGGAAACGCCCAGUAAAUCUCAGCCUCAGGGUACUCCUGCUUCAGGGAAAAAGAAGAAAAAGAAGAAGAGAGGCAAAAAGAAAGGAGGGGCUCAAGACGACAAGACCAAACAGAAAAAUGAAACGGCGAAUGAAAAGAAAAAAGACAAAGAACCAGCAGGAAGUAAUGAUGGAUCUGCUGCAGAACUUACUGUUGAUGGCUCUGUCACUCAAACCUUUAAGGAAUCAAAGAUGGAUCCAGUCAAGGAAGAGCAGGACAAGCAAGAAACUGAGGAAGUCAAUGCAGUGGAGCCGAUCGAAUCCAGUAAAUGUAAAGAACAAACUGUUUCAAAUGAGUGUCAUGAAGAAGAAACUUUGGAAACAAACACAGUAGAAGAAGCAGAAAUGGUAGUACCUGCUCAGGCCAUUUGUGAAGCCCAAAAAGAAGUAACAGUGGAUCAUGUUAAGGAUGAACAGAACCAGGGACAAACUUUAGAAACAAAGGCCACAGAUACAGUAGAGGCAGAGGAACCUACUCAAAGUUUGUCUCAUGCAGAAAUUCUCGUGGAAACUGAAACAGACUCCAAAAUUGAUGAUGAAGACACCAAACAAACUUUAGAAACCAACAAGAUAGAAGAAAUGGAAGAAGUAUCACCUUCUGAAAACCCGUGUCAAACAGAAACGCUCAGCAAAGUAAUAGUGGAUGAUGUUACAGAGGAACAGAAUGAGGAACAAACUUUGGAAAUAGAGACUGACAGGGCAGUAGAGACAGAAGAACCCACUGAAAGUUCUUCUCAUUUGGAAGCCAUCAAGGAAUCAAUAGAAACAGAUUCCAAAGAGGGUGAUCAAGAGGAGAAACCAAUUUUGGAAGUAGAGACAUUAGAAGAAGUGGAAUCUGUGACCUGUAUUGAAGACAGUGAAACUCCCAGUGAAACAAUAGCAAAUCACGUUACAGAAGAACAGAAUGAUGAAGAAACUUUGGAAACAGAGACUGUAGAAUCAGUAGAGGCACUGAGAAGUGUUGAAACUCUUGAAGAAUCCAGAACAGAUUCUGAAAAAGAUGAACAAGACCACAAGCAAACUUUUGAAACAGAGAAAGUACCGGAAAUGGAAACGGCAGCAAAUCCUGACACAGAGGCCAACAUCUGUACAGCCGAACUCAACUCCAACAGUGCAGAAGGCACUGAUGGCCUUGACAAAGAGUGUACGUCCAGUGUAGAUGAUCCUGAAAGGGUCGGUAUCUCAACUGAUGGUGAUGCCAUCCAUACUGAUCAAACAGAAGAGAAAGUAGAGGCUGCUGAUGACAGGAAAUCUGACAGCACGUCUAACAACACUGAAAACAGCCAUGAAACGAGCAGCAACACUGAAGGAGAAUCACACGUUGCAACCAAUUGUGACGUUGCUGCCAAUGACUCAGAGUCUGCUUCUGAGAGUAAAGACGACACAUUCAUCCUGCCACCGUCUGCUGAUGACUCCCCUAUUGGUUCAUCUGACAUGGAGCCAUCCGAAGUUAUAAACUCGGGUACAGAUGACCCUCCCACUGACGUUACCAGCGAGGUUCCUGAGGAGUCCACUGAUGGGGAGCCAAGAGCAGAGACUGAACAAGAAUGUCCUCCUGCCAUUGUCACAUCUCCACGUCAGGAUGGUGAUAAUUCAGAAAACAAAAAUCUGGAAGAACCCAAAGAUUUAGUUAAUCCAGAUGAAAAAAGCAACAGUUGUGAUGGUGCAUCAUCAACAGAAAGCCCUGAAGCCUUAAGCACUGAGACUGCAGUGCAGGACGAAGAACUAAAGGUCAGUGCUACUGUCGUGUUAGAUACACCACAGGCUCCAAAAGAAGCUACUGAGACUGGUUCUUCAGCUGAUCUGGAAUCGGCUGUCGUGGAAGAUCCCCAACAUAAAAACGAUCAACAUGAGGAAGCGUCAUCCUUGUCAACUGAGCAACCGCAUGAAUCCAACAAAGACCAAUCUGAAAAUAAUAAUCAGUUGGAGAGUGAAGGGGAAGAGGAUGAGGAAGAUGAAGGGCAGUCUUUUGAUUUUGAUGACAUGGAUAUCGAAGCAGCUGAAGAAUCGACUCGUUCCCAAAAUCCAGAGCAGGAAGAAGUUGAUGAGGGAGUUGAAUUAACAGCAGAUGAAACCAACGAUGGGCUGUGCCAAAGUAAUGCCGAGUCAAAUGAAAACAAGCCAGCUGAAGGCAAUGAUGGAGGCAACCAGGCAGAUAAAGACCCAGAUAUGGUGCCUCAAGAAGACCAGAACUCUGUGGCUCAUGAGGAAGCUACCUCAGAAAAGGUGGAAAAUGUGUGUGAAGAAGAGAAAAACACACAUAAAGAAGAAGCCAGUGAAGAAGACCAGCCAGGCAAAGCUUCAGAGGAAGUCUCGAGCGCUGGAGCGCUGGGAGCUGUUGCAGAGAACAUUAACCAGACUGUGUCUUCAUCAGUAGAGGCAGGGAUAGAUGUGGUCAAGAAUGCAUUGCAGGGUGAAGAUGCGAAUUUACCAAAUAGUGCAGACCAAGUGGGCAGCAAUAAAGGGGCAGCACAGUCAGGGAAGGAGUCAAAGAAGGGUGGAAAGAAAGGCAAAGGAAAGGGCAAAGAGGAAUGUAAGAUGUCGUAGUCUACAGAUGUGCUUAAUAUGCCUUUACUAUUAUUUUACUGAUGUUUAGAAAGCGGUUUAAACCUCAAAGCACUUUGAUUCUUUCCAAAUAAAUAUUGAUGUAAGUUUGUAUAUUUUCUUAAUCUCUUUUCAUUGAGCUCAUUUGUGCAAACAAAACAAUUUGUGGAAAGAUGAAAUUCUAAACUGUAAGGUAACUGUAGGUUUAUACACAUGGGCCAUGAUGCACUUGAUAUAACAGGUAACAUUUCUUCAGAUAUUGAUGCACAUUUAUUUUGCUGCUUGUACCAUGUCACACAUCUCUGAUUAUAUUGCUCUCUAACGGUUCUGCUACAGCAUCAUUGCAUCUCGGUGCAAUUUCCGUCAUCUACUUAUGUCAUGAGUCCACAACAAAAAUAAAUAUUAAUGGGUAAUUGUUAUUAAGACUUAAGCUAACAAGCUCGAAUAUGUUCUGUCCAUGUCAGUGUUUAAAUGAGUUUAAAGCCAUUUUUGCUUUCACAAACUCUGCACAGAACAUGUAUGUUAGUGUCCGUUUCUUUUUUUUUCUUUUUUUUUUUGCACUAAAUGGAAAACAACUUUGAAAUGCUAAUAAACACCCUGCUGUUACCUGUUUGAAAUGUUGCUCUAAAUAAAUGUUUUUUAAUGGGAUUAUUUUUAA